Molecule: messenger RNA, 2487 nt
Organism: Ectocarpus sp. CCAP 1310/34
Lineage: Eukaryota; Phaeophyceae; Ectocarpales; Ectocarpaceae
Source: the annotation of a GenBank genome assembly
GUUGCGGGUUCGGGGCGCAUCGUGCUACUGCUCGACUUGCCGAAUAGGCUGCUACGAUGACUGCAUGGUAGCGAAGGUGUACCCCGACUUGGUUGGCGAGGCGAUGGAGAAGUCGGGAAAAGAGAAGGUUGGGAGACGCACGCUUGGGACUCAAUUGACCGGCGUUAUUCUUCCGGUCAUAUCUUCGGACGAGUCCCCAGUGGCGCCUACGCUUGACGAGAGCAUGGGGGAGGUGGGUGGGGGAGGGGAGAAGGAAGAUGAGGGAGAGGAGGAGGACGAUGAGGGGGAGGAGGAGGAGGAGGAGGAGGGGGAGGAGGAGGGGGAGCGGGAGGAAGCGCAAUACGUAAGCUCAAGAGGUCGCGUGGACCGAGCGAGACACGAGACCGUAGCGGUCGUCAAGGCGGCUGCGAAGAAGGCACGAGAGGACGAUGUAUCGUUCGGCACGUUCAACGUACGCACGCUCGCCUACAGCGGUAGGAACCCCAUCGGUCACAACGUGAUGACGGUCAUGCAGAUUUGUUCCACGAACGGCUGUGAUGUGAUAGGACUUCAGGAGACCCGACGAGAGGGGCAAGGUUCAAUUGCACACGACGGGUACGUGGUCAUCUGGAGUGGCGCCCGUGCUGGCACCAAGGACAAGAGGGGCGUACACGGUGUGGGCAUAGCGAUCAAGGAGGCCAUGUGGGACAGUGCGGGCGAGGAAGGUAGGACGGUGGAGUGCAUUAGCCCGAGGCUGAUGAAGGUGCGUCUACAAAUUGGCCGCACCUGCGGAGUAACUUUCGUGGUGGGGUACGCCCCCCGAACUGUCCGCACCACCGCGGGCGGUGAUGUUAACGCCAAGGACUCCCUCUGGACUGCUCUCGACGCAGCGAUCCGGGAGGUUCAUAGCCGUGACCAUCUCGUGGUGCUAAUGGACGCCAACGCACACACUGGUGGGAGGCGAGACGGGUGCUGCGAUGCCAAGAUUAUGGGCGCGUACGGACGCGACAUCAUGAACAACAACGGGGAACGAUUCCUAGGACUGGCAUUAGGCAACCAACUCUCCCUGACCAACACCUACUUCCGGACACCGAAAGGUGGAGUGCAGCACACAUUCCAGAGCUCCAACAAGGGGAAGGAGAAGUACGGCCUCGACUUCAUCCUCAUGCGUCAGACGGACCGGCGUUUCGUGCAGAGGCUGGUACACGAGCGCAGCGCAGCACGAGAUUCCGAAGCGUCUAAGGAGAAGCAGCAACUGCGUGGGGUCUCAAAGACCAGCGCCUUCGAGGCGACCCUGAAGGCGAUGUUCAAGGCGGCGCGGAAGAAGCGCAGCAUCGCGAGGUGGAGAGCACUGGAAACGUUCUUCGAGGGCUAUGUACGGCAGCUCGAGAAGAAGAGCCGCGAGGGGGAUCAGGCGGGUUUCUACAGGCACCUGAAGAUGAUCGACGUCGAAGGUAAGAGGUCGUUCACCUCUCAGAACAUCAAGGACGAGGACGGCAAGGUCCUUCGGGACCCCACGUUUAUUCGCCAACGGUGGGCACGGUGGUUCCACAAGCUUCUCAACACCAAGUCGCCGAGGAUCGACCUGCAUGCGGCUGACAAGGUCAAGCGGUGGCCCACGUGCGUGCCACUCGACGACAUCCCAUCUCUACUUGAGGUUGAGGAAGCGGUACGGGAAAUGGCCAACAGAAAGGCCGUCGGGCCGGACGACCUACCGGCUGAGCUGAUCAAGCUUUUCCUGGACGGAGAUCAAGGUCUCCUCCGCGAGUUCCACGCCAUUGUCGUGGACGUGUGGCAGACUGGGGACGUACCACAGCAGUGGAAGGAUGCCACCAUCAAAGUGCUGUUCAAGAAGGGGGACACGAUGGAGUGCGGCAACUACCGGGGCAUCUCUCUCGUCGCAUACGCCGGCAAGAGCGGUUUCCGCCCACACCGGUCGACGCUCGACAUGCUGUUCGCCAUCCAGCGGCUCCAUGAGCUCGCGAGGAAGAAGAGUACUGCGGUGUUCGCGUGCUUCGUCGACCUCACCAAGGCAUACGAUUCGGUGGACCGAGACCUACUGUGGGACGUGCUCCGACGCUUCGGCGUGCCCCCGAAGAUGCUGGCGGUCAUUCGCCACUUCCACGAGGGCAUGAGGGCGCGCGUCCGAACGGACGACGGGCAGUACUCGGAAUGGUUCGACGUGGGCCAAGGCCUCCGACAGGGGUGCAACCUGGCCCCGCUGCUGUUCAAGUUGUUCUUUGCCGCGAUGCCCAGGGUCGCCGUGGCCGAGUUCGACAAGGAUCCCGAGGUGACGGCGGACAUGGUCAAGAUCGGGACACAAGUGGAGUACACGGGCAAGAAGGGCAGGUCGGCGGGGAAGAAGACGACGGUGGUGACGGACGCGGAGGCCUUGUGGGCCAUGCUCUACGCUGACGACGCGGCCAUCGUCUCGCGCUCGCCGGAGAGUCUCGAGAAGAUGAUGUCGGUCAUCGUGCGCGUGGCCGGCCUGUUCGGACUGAUGCUAUG